Molecule: messenger RNA, 1014 nt
Organism: Musa acuminata AAA Group (dessert banana)
Lineage: Eukaryota; Viridiplantae; Streptophyta; Magnoliopsida; Zingiberales; Musaceae
Product: transcription factor LAF1-like
Exons: 3
Coding region: 1-849 (282 amino acids)
Source: RefSeq, a predicted model, not a curated record
AUGGGGCGCAAGACAUGGGAGAAGCCGAAGACGAAGCAUAGGAAAGGGUUGUGGUCGCCGGAUGAGGACCAGAGGCUGAGGGAGCACAUCCUUGAGCAUGGCCAUGGCUACUGGAGUUCAGUUCCUGCUAAAGCUGGCUUGCAUCGAAGUGGAAAGAGCUGCAGGUUGAGGUGGAUCAAUUACCUGAGGCCAGGACUCAAGCUGGGUGUUUUCUCUCAAGAGGAAGAGGAAACAGUGAUGAAACUUCAUGCCAUUUUGGGCAACAAGUGGUCUCAGAUAGCAAUGCAUCUACCAGGAAGAACUGACAAUGAAGUGAAGAACCAGUGGAACACCUACCUCAAGAAGAAGGUGGCAAAGGCUGAUGGAUUAUCUUCUCAUGCCUCCAUGAGCAAAUCUCUGGACUCAGACAUCCAGUUCUUGAAACCGAAACAAUUAUCGGGUGACAAUAAUAGCCAAAUCUCACUCUCAGAAUCAUUUUCUGUGAGUCAGUGCCAAUCAACAGUGGCCAGAGAGAAACUUCUACCUCCUUUUCCCAAAGUUCUAUUUGCAGACUGGCUACUAUUGUUCAAUGACGGUGACCAGAGCUCAUCAUCUGUGGGUGGUGGGAGAAAUUUCGAACAUGAUUCUACCUCAAAUUCUGAUGUCCUUAGUUCUGAAUUUUUGCAAUUUGGAAUGGUAUCGACUGGUUAUUUUCCUCAUGAAUUUGAAGAAACAAGCAUCCGUGGAGGAUUUCAGCAGCAGUUUGAGCCUGUAGAACAGAUUCCAGAAGUCAGUUUCCAUGAUCCCUUAUCCUUCAGUGAAACUUACACUGAUCUUGAGCUGAACUAUGACAUGUUUACUGACCUAUAAGGAAGGUUAUGUCUGUCUGUGAAUUAGAGCAAGAUAUCACAGAUAAGCAUAUACAUGAAUUAAUGCAUUAUUCUGUACAGGUGCUCCUAUGAUGGGGAAGAACAUUUCUUGUUUCACUUUCACUUGCUGUUAUUUAAAGGAAUCUUAUGAUUAAAAUUGUGUUUU